GUAAUAAUGAAGAAAAAUGAAAAUAUUUAGAGUAUAUUUUUAUAAAUAUCUUGUAUUAUAUACCAUUUAACUCUAGCAGGGUUAGAUUGUUUAUGAAAAUAACAAUGGCACGGAAUAGUAAGGAAUUUGAGGACUUCUUCAAAGAAGCCCAGGACAUAGAAUCUAACAAAGAUCAAGAUGGGGAUGUUACAGAAGAUGAACAAAGUAAAACACCUGAUGAGGGUGAGGUUGAGUUGAACUGGCUACAAGAUGCUGGCUAUGGUCACCUGGUCAGUAAGUUUGAAGAUGGCAAAGAACUAGAAGAUGAUAUAUUUACGGAAGCAACAUCAUCAUUGACACGGACCCAAGCCGCUGCUGUGCGGAAGAGGGUUGAUACACUCAAUGCUACCAUACGCAAGCGGCAGAAGCACAAAGAACAUCAGAAAGUAGAUGUACGGGAUGUGUUCCCUCAACAGCCUGAGUCGCCAACUGGGUCCCCUGGUCCCAUCAGCCCUAGAUCAGGAAGACACGUUAGAAGAGGAAGUGGGAAAGGAUCAUCCAGUUCAAGCAGUUCACUUUUCAAAAACAAAGGAGUUUACUCAGUAACUGUGGAUGGAAUAGACUACAAUAAAGUAGGAGGUAUUGAGGGUCUAAGUAUUCAAGCUACAAAAGAGGGAUCAAGUGUUAUCACUUUGACUGGUGCUACUAGUCCUCCCCUCUCACCAGUUCAGGACAGUGAUGUACAACUCAUGUUCCUAUUGGACGAUGAAACCCCAAAGAAGCCUGUCCAAGAAAACACAGAGAACAGAGGGUCUCAAAUAAAGGAGGUGCCAGCAGCUAGAACAGAAAUGCCAAAUAUUACUCUAGUCCAGGAGCCAUUAGGACGAACCAGUAUCAAUGACUUGAGUCCACAAGAUCAGUCCAGUUUAAAAACACUUUCACUUAUUGAAUUGACAGCCCUCUUUGACGUACAUAAUAUAACAUACAGUAAAAGAAAAGCAAAACGGAAAUUCAAAGAGGGGGGUCUUUUUGGAGUGCCCAUAUCAACCUUGACUGAACAUGACAUCAAACUCCAGCCAAACUGCACAGUCCCUUUAUUCUUCAGACAGAUGAUCAAAUACCUUGAGAAAAAUUGCUUACAUGAGGAGGGAAUUCUCCGAAUACCUGGUUCAGCAUCAAGAAUAAAACAACUUCGUCAAAAUUUUGAAGAUUCGUUCUACUCUGGCCAUUUUUCCUGGGAUGACAUUCGGCCAAAUGACAUAGCUGCGCUGUUAAAACAAUUCCUUCGAGAAUUACCUGUGCCUCUUCUAACCUUUGACCUUUUAGAUGCUUUUGCACAAAUUGAACGCAUUCCGGAACUUAAACAACAGCUCCAGGCUAUGAAUCUUUUAAUACUAAUGCUACCUCAGACUCACCGGGACACUUUGGAAUUGCUGGUCAAAUUCUUAAAAAAGAUAUCGGACUUACAAGAACAAAACAAAAUGACACUUACAAAUGUUGCAAUGAUCAUGGCACCUAACCUGUUCCUAGUCCAGAAUCGUAAAAUUUGGAACGCUCAUAAUAAGUCCCGGGAGCAGGAAAUAACAAUGGCGGCAGGGACGUCAAAUAUAGUCAAGAAGCUAAUACAUUAUCACCCGCUACUUUGGACGGUGCCAUCAUUUAUGUUAAGUCAAGUGCGACACCAGUACAUGUCAGAGCAAGCAAAGGCUAACAGGGAGAAGUCAGUGAGUAGUUGUACUCCAAUAUGUGAGAGGAAGGUAUAUAUCAAACGACGACGCAUGCAAGACAAUAUAAUGAAAUUCCUUGGGAAGAAAGAUAAGUCUGAGGCCUACAGGAAGCAGUCAAAUGAGGAGCCACUGGCAGAUGGAGUGAUUCGUGUGCAGGCCCCUGGUCUUACUAAAUCCAGCACACUUAUACAAUUGGAACGGGACAUGACAUGUAAUGAUAUCUUAACACGGUUUCGAAGAGUUUCUCAACCUAGUCUUAGUGCACCAAACAUAGAGAACAGUCAUACCCCCAAGCCCAACUUUAAGCCAGAAUAUCAUGAGAGCUUACAACUUUAUGAAGUGGGUGGAAAUAUAGGAGAGAGAUGUCUUGAUCUAAACACGAACAUGCUGGCCUUGUAUCGCAUUAACCGCAAUGCAGAGUGGAUCGUCAAGAUACGACAGGAAAUUGCGUAAACAUUCCAGACAGAGAGUUCAUAUAUUUUACACAUGGUGUUGUUUGUUCAAUACGUACACACAGCUCUUUGGUUCAGUUGCACAUGUCUUGAUGUGUCAGGUCCAAAUCUGUAUAAAGUCAGUCACAGAGAUUAGUAUGUGUUCAUGUAUUUAAGCAUUAGUGGAUUGGCUCUAUUGAUUUAGUAAGAGGAAAAUGUGAAAAUGUCAAAUACUGUACUGGAUAAUAGUAUCUUUUAAGCAAGAUGAAUUCCUCUUUCAGACCAAUUAAAAAGCAAUUAAAACCCUAUAUUAUUAGUACCCUGUACUCUGCAAGGAAAAUCAGGAAUCUUGGUCUAUAACAUUUUGUGAAAUACCCCUGAGCAUCUUAUACUGAUUUAGUAUAAAUUAUAUGUAUCCUUUUUGUGCAUAUAGACUGAUAACCUAUUUUCUAAAUUUUAAAGGUUCUGCCCUAACAAGACUUUUUCAACUUUUCCUCCUAAAUCAUAUUAUUUUAUAUUGUAUAAUGUAUAUUACUCUAGAGAUUUCUUACAUGUUAUCUAAUAUGUAUACAUGUACUGUAUGUAGCAGGUUACCUGCAUCUGGAACAUAUAAUGCACCAUUUAAUGAUACCAGCUGUAUACCCAACAGAUUUUGGGUAGACGUUGAUCAAAAUAUUUGUUUAUCAAAUCCCCACCCUAGGUUAAUGAAAUAAUAGAGUGUCUUUGAAAGCUGCAAAAGGCAGGUAAAAAACAGGGAGCGUCAUGUUUCUCUGUUGGUCAAAAUGGGAUUAUGCAGACCUGAGUUGAUAUUCCUAUCAUGGUGAAAUAAUUGGCACGUUGUUAACACUAGCUGCCUCUAUGAGGCUGGUGAUUUUAGCACACCCUGAUGAAGUAGAAAUCUUUGAAAAAGUAAGCUGCGUUGGCCAAGUUUUCAUUGCCUUCUGGUUUCUUAUAUCAAGAUUCAAGGGCUCAUAUUAUAUUUUGUAUAUUAUACCUACCAUGACACCAUACAAAGUAUUGCAGAAUAUUAUAUAAAUGGUAUACAGUUUGAAUGUCUCAAAUUGAGAUAAGAUCUGGCCCAUGCACAAUGCCUACAAAUAAUCUAUAUAUAAAUACCUAGUACUCCUACUUAUUUUGGUUUAAUUUAGCAAUGUGAAAAACUUGCCAUAUUUUAUUGUUGAUAUAAAUUAAAAUGCCAAAAUUCCAACGAUUGUUUUUAGUUCUUAUGUAGUGAAACAGUUGUUGAGGUGAAAAUGCAAAUUGAUAUUGUCAAUAUUAUCAAAGAUUUGAUAUUUGAACUCUGUCAAAUUAAAUCUUUGUCAAUGCUUUAAAAUUGCAAAAAUGCCAAAUGAAAUAGUGCCAAAUUAAGUAGAAGUACUAAGUAUGGCUAAAUUGGAAAUCAUUAUCGUUAUGAUGUUAUGAAAUAUUAUUAUAUUUUGCUUACUACACAGGAAGUAGUUUUAGAUCAUUACAGAAGAUAUUGCAUUUUGUGAAUACUUUAAAUGUUAGUUUUUGCUCUUAAUGAUGUUCACAUAGUUAGGUUUACUGAAAUGUACAAAACAAAACACAAUUGUUUUAUAACUUAAAUGGUGCAAUUGUUAUUCAGUCAUCUGGGUAAAAUUACAUGUUUUAUGUGUCGUCAUUAAAUUAUUGUACAUAUGUAAAUGUUGAUAGGAAAAUUUAUAUUUGUAUUUUUUGGUCGAGGUAUUUAAUUAUAACAGAAUAGAUACAGGUAUCUAUAGAUAGAUACAGGAAUAGAAAUAGGUAGUCUUAUUUAAAGUAGCAUACCAUUUAGAUAAUAAUCAUAUGAUAGAGACAGUGUGGGGGUGACAAGAAAUGGGAUAUUUUAAUCCUCUCUCCUGUCCCUUUAUUUUCUUGUAUAAGUAGUAGCACGAGAAAAUUUCGGGUUAGUGUCAAUUUUACUUGUGAACCCAAUGGUGUCUGAUUACCUUUUGUGGUUCAGAAUGGUUUCUACUUCAUAUGAGAAUCCAUUUUCUGAGAACAUACAUGAACAGUGACCACUGACCACAUACAAAGCUCUCUCUCUCUCUACCAUCUGAUAGAUGGGGUGUAUUGAGAGAAGGUACAGUAAAACCUGUGACCUGUGUAUGUAUAGUGAAUAUGCUGAGAAAAAGAGGAUUGUAGGUGCUCUCUACAUGUAUAAUUAUUCAUUAUUAGACUUUUGAUAUUUCUAGGCUAUAAAUGGGGAUAACUUUUAAUGUUCAUGUUUUGAUUAAUUUUUAGCUCAAUAAAUUCAUAACUGAAUACAAAAGAACAUUAUUUUCCAAUUGUUGGAAAUAAGAAGUAGAUUAUAAGUUAGGUCAUAGCAGGAAGAGGUAAUAAUAAAUCAGUCAGUCUUAUAGUUUAAGCUGAUAAUGCUUAUAAUCAAAGAACUAGAGAACUAGAACAAGAAGCAAUGUUUUACACCUGAUUAAACAGGAUAUUAAUUAAUAAAGUUAAUUACAGAUUAGCAGGUAAAUGUUAAACAUUAAAGUGUGUUUAGUCUAGGGAGGUAUUCACAUGAGAAAGGUGUUCAUUUACACAGACCCCCUCACUGGUGGGAGUAGUUAGGGCUUGUACUGUAUCAGAUCACGCUGUUUUAUCUUGUUAAAGUACUUCACAAUACACACUAUCACUUACAGUAUUGUUUGCUAUCCAUUUACCUUUGCUCUUCAUUAAACAAUUUAUAUGGUCAUUCUGGUACCACAAAGGAAUAAUGCAAUUGCUCUUAUUAUGAUUCUUUGGUGUUCAAUUAAUUUGAGUGGAAUAUUUUGGUGAUAUGGAGCCAUUUUAAAUUGAGGAAGUAACAAACCUUUUAAUAUGAUAAAAAUAGCUUAUCUUCUUCUUUAUACUAGAGAAACUUGCAUGAGGGAACAUUGACAUUUGUUUCUUAUUACAGUAGUGCUUCAUUAUCAAAAUACGAUCAAAAUAAGUGGAAUCUAAAACUAUAAUUUUUGAGAGAGGAAUAUGGUUGAUUUUUCCCUGAUUAUAUGGUGUAUUAACUUCUUGUAUGUAUGUGAUCUAAUUGUGUUAUUGCUAUUUCAUUGAUGAAUAAUAUCAUGAUAACUCAUAGGAUAUGCCUUAAACUUCAAAUGUUUCUCAUUAUUACUCGAUCAUUCAAAUGAAAUGAAUUUGGCGGAAUAUAGAAAAUGUCCCCCCCCCUGAAUUACCAGCAACUCUCAUGUUUUGUAUGGUAGAUAUACUUGCUAUGUUACUUGCAGGCUAAUGUAUUCAGAUAUUAAGCUUAUUAAUUAGAAACUACCAUAUGAUGUAUCCAAGCUGUCUCCACAUGAUAAGAGAAUUACUUAGAAGUGCUCAACUGAAGCACUCUAUUCUGGUAUUUAUUGGAGUAAGGGGCGGACCCUAAGAUCUUGUAGGCUUAAUAUUUUUACCUCGAUCAUCAGAUGCUUUGAAAAAAUGCUUUAUGGAUAGGUGAGUGUAGAAACCACACAUCUUGUGCCUUAUAGUGAACAUUCCAUUGACUUGAUAAUUAUUAUAAUUGGCAUUCCAUGGCUAGCUCCAAUAAGAUCAUGUAUUUUUAAUGAGGCAUAGCAUUCCUUUGUUGAUGGCAAUGCUUGUAUCCACUUGCUCAUGUACUGGUAUAAAUUAUAGAGUACGCAUUGUAUUGGACUAAAGCUAGGCUUUUGUGCAUUGAUCAAAAAUUAAUUAUCUUGUGAUGGCAAAUUAUUGUUGAUCUGAAUCACAUAUUCCAACAAAACGUUGAAACAUAAAAAAGUAGUCAAAUAUUGAAAUCUUAUUUUGAUUAAGGUAUUUUGUACACAUUUGGAUAUUAAUCAAUCCAGGAAUUGCUGAAUAAGACAAUGUUGCAAUUGGUUUAAUUUUUGUGGAUACUUUAGAUUUGUUAUCAAUCGCACCAUCAUGGUGCUUUUUGACUGUCAGUGAAUAUAUACAUGGUCACUGGAUAUAUACUGUACAUGGUCACUGGUCAGUAUAUGCCAGUAUGCCUCCCACCUGGCAUCUAUGAGUAUUACAACUGGUUUGUUCCCACUGUCUUGCCAUGUUCAUUAUUGCCUCCUUGGCCGUGACUGUGUCCAUGUUAUGUCAUUGUCUUCCUAAUGGCUCUAACUUCCCAUAAAUCCUGGACAACUACUGACCAUGAUAAGUGUGGACUAUAUUUUCAUCUACUCAUUUACCAAAUAAGUAAAUAAAUUAUAAAUAAAUACAAGAGG
Messenger RNA from Owenia fusiformis, 6327 nucleotides. NCBI's taxonomy places the organism in Eukaryota, Metazoa, Annelida, Polychaeta, Sabellida, Oweniidae. The record is from the annotation of a GenBank genome assembly.